GAAGCUGCUAAGCUACGUGAACUACAUGCAGAUCUAGCUAAACAAGAAAGUGAAACUCAGGAAGAAAAAUCAGAUGUUGAUGCUCGUUCAGUAUACGUUGGUAAUGUUGAUUAUGAUUCCAGUCCCGAAGAGCUACAAAAACAUUUCCAAUCUGUUGGUGUCAUCAACAGAGUUACUAUCUUGUUGAAUAAAUUCACUGGUCAACCAAAGGGUUUCGCCUAUAUCGAGUUUGCUGAACCAGCUUCAGUCGUCAGCUCAUUAGUUCUGAAUGAUUCUGUUUUUAGAGGUAGAAACUUGAAGGUCGUCCCAAAAAGAACCAAUGUCCCAGGUUUCAACCGUGGUAGAGGUAGGGGAAGAGGAAGAGGUGGUUUCAGAGGUAGAUUCAGAGGUAGGGGUAGAUUCAAUCCAUACUGA
Molecule: messenger RNA, 414 nt
Organism: Hansenula anomala
Lineage: Eukaryota; Fungi; Ascomycota; Saccharomycetes; Phaffomycetales; Wickerhamomycetaceae
Product: polyadenylate-binding protein
Exons: 1
Molecular function (GO): RNA binding
Source: RefSeq, a predicted model, not a curated record